Molecule: messenger RNA, 381 nt
Organism: Cylicostephanus goldi
Lineage: Eukaryota; Metazoa; Nematoda; Chromadorea; Rhabditida; Strongylidae
Source: the annotation of a GenBank genome assembly
AUGGUCUAUUUCUUCAUUCUUUCAAUACUUUUCAUCUCCGCACAGGCCUGUCCUCCACCCAUUUCAACCAUUGGUCCUUCGACCACCAGCCAGUACUUUACUACUUCCCCUUUUACUUACCCAGCUACCACCGUAACCACAAAACCCGAACCUGAAGCGGUACAGGUGACAGUAGUUACCAGGGAGAAUUACGACCUAACUUUGAAUGAUUCACAUCUGCAGGCAGUGAAGGCUCUGAUAAAUGACUAUGCAAAAAUCAAUGGGAUAGUCUACAACGAAAACUUUGUUAGGGAGAGCAUAAGAAAUGAGGGAGGCAAAUUCGCUAUUGUCUUCAACAUAUUGGGUGUUGCAUGUGAUCAGGUAUGUCUAAGUUCAUGUUAG